CAGGGCGUCCGUCCUUAAAAAGCUUUUAAUUCACUCUGAUUUAUUGCUCGUCCUGAACGAGAGAAUUCAAAGUGCAAUACAGGAUAUGGCUAGCUUGCUUGCAAAGUCUUUAUCUGCAUCUUUGCAGUGGAAAACGAUUAAGUUUUCCGCCGCUAAUUUAGCUGUGGGUUAUUGCACAAAAGGUGUUGAUGUGCCCUUAGACAGCUAUGAGAAGCGAGGUCGGGCGCCGCAACACAGUCCAACAGAUGCUCGUGGAAUCAGCAGACCAAAUGCAACUGGAAAGAUUGAGAACAAAACUUAUCUGUGGGGUCGUUAUAAUGAGAUGAAAAAAUUAGUUCAUGAACUUAUUCCCCCAGGAAUCUGCAACCUCCUCAAUCCUGCAAACAUCUAUUCUAAUAAUGAGGUUAAAUUGGGGAACAUUGAAAUUUAUGGAUUUGAUUAUGAUUAUACUCUUGCACAAUAUUCCAGUUCACUGCACACAACGAUCUUCGACACUGCACGAGAAAUCCUUGUUGAUCAAUACAAGUACCCAGAAGGAAUCAAGGACUAUGAAUACCAGCCUAACUUUGCCAUCAGAGGACUACAUUAUGACGUGCGGAAGGGAUUUCUAAUGAAGAUUGAUGCUUUCCAUUACGUCCAGUUAGGAGCAGUGUACAGAGGACUCAGCCCAGUACCAGAUGAGGAAGUAUUUCAAAUGUAUGAAGGCACUCAACAUGUUCCUCUACAUCGAAUGAGUGAUUUCUAUGGCAAGGGCCCUUCCAUGAAACAGUUCAUGGAUAUUUUUUCUCUUCCUGAAAUGACUCUUCUUUCGUGUGUGAAUGACUAUUUUAUUACCCACAACAUCGAAUAUGAUCCUGUUCAUCUCUUCCGGGAUGUGAGCGAUGCUGUAACUAGCAUCCAUAUCAAGGGAAUGAUGUACGAUUGGAUUGAAAAGGACCUGGAGAAAUACAUUCUUCAUGGAGAUGAAACAUAUGCUGUCCUGAACCGGCUGGUUAAUAAUGGAAAGAAGCUCUUCCUUAUAACCAACAGUCCCUUCAACUUUGUUGAUAAAGGAAUGAAAUAUAUGGUGGGAAAGGACUGGCGGGAUCUUUUUGACUUGGUGAUCGUUCAAGCUGAUAAGCCAAGCUUUUUUACGGAUAAGCGCAAGCCUUUCAGAAGACUGGAUGAUAUGGGUGUGCUGCAGUGGGACAAAAUCAACACGUUAGAGAAGGGAAAGAUGUAUAAACAGGGAAACUUAUUUGAUUUCCUACGGCUGACAGGCUGGGGUGGAUCCAAGGUACUUUAUUUUGGUGACCAUCUGUACAGCGACCUAGCAGAUCUAAUGCUUCGACAUGGCUGGAGGACAGGAGCGAUUGUACCGGAAUUGGAUGCAGAAAUUAGCAUCAUUAACACUGAGCAGUUCACACAUGGGCUGACCUGGCUACAGGUCCUAACAGGACUUCUGGAGAGACUGCAGGUAUAUCAGGAUGCUGAGUCCAAGCAAGUGCUUGAUGAAUGGAUAAAGGAGAGACAAGAAUUAAUGUCUCUGACAAAGAACUUAUUCAACCCCCAGUUUGGGAGCAUCUUCAGGACCUAUCACAAUCCGACCUAUUUUUCGCGAAGGCUGUGCAGAUUCUCUGACAUCUACAUGUCAUCCAUCAGCUGUCUGUUAAAUUAUGACACGACCUACACCUUCUACCCCAGACGAACUCCUUUGCAACAUGAAGCCCCACUCUGGAUGGACCAGCUUUGCACCGGCUGCAUGAAGACUCCUUUCCUAGAAGAGAUGGUGCACAUGCGAUAAGCUCAAUCAGGGCUCAGUUGCAGAUUUGCUUUAAUGGUGCAUUUCAUCUCUACAGUGAGAAAAAUGUUAUCCCACAGGUGUAAACAAAGUGGUCUGUUUAUAUUUGAAAAGGUGUGAGUUAAGUAUUUAAGUGAGAAAUGAUAAUGGUGAUCUAAAUGACAUGGUGAAAUAGUAGUGACUAGGUUACUAACUUUUCCUAAACCAGACCCUUUUCCACCAUAGUGCUUUCUAGUUGAUGACAAUACCUGCUGUGGUUUUUCUCCUUUUUAAAUUAUAGUUCACUUUGUAUUGGCUCCAAAGUUUUUAUGAUGUCACUGAAAAUGGUGCAAGGCCUGGAUAGAUGGGAAUUAUAUAUGCCCAUUGGCCCAAGCUAUUUCCAUACUCCUUGUAAAUGAGAAACACAAAGUGCACUUAAAAGCAUAAUUGUAUUUAAAAUUCCUUUGCGGUACAAUUGGUGAAUAUUCAUUCUAAUAACAUUUGAGGUUGGACUUGUUAAAAGAAGGAAUCACAUUCAUGUGCUUAGUUAGUUGUAUUUAUAGAUGAUAUCCUAUACAAGGGCAUUUAAGUGUGGCCAUCUUAAAAUCAUUUUGGAAAUGAUUUUUACUGGUUUUUACUUCAAACAGCAGCAGUUUGUGUGAACUAACUUUAAGUGCUUAAAAGAUACUGGUAAAGAUGGUUUUUCUACCAUGUGAUCUAGGCCAGAUUACCAGCCCCUGUUGUCUAAUACCCACUAAGAUACAGUAAUUGAAACUAUUUGGAUAAGCAGAAAAGUUAAUUCAUCUCAAGAUUAAGUUUGGUUUUUUAAAAACUGUAUUUUCCCCUUCCUCCCAUUAACAGCAUUCUCUCACAUAUAAUCGUUAAUAUCCUGGCCUGAUCUUGUCACUGGCCCUGAGACCUACCCAAUUUUUUUUGCAUUUUGUGCAAUGGCAAGAUUAUAUCCUGUGGAACAUACUAAGGUAUAAAUGCCUUAAGUCAAAUGUAUGUUCAAACAUCAAUCAGCAUAACAUUGGAAUUAUCAUUAUGGGAUCAUAAGAGUUUUCAUAUUCAGAGGUGCUUAAGACAAAUUUCACUCUGCAUCAAAAAUAUAUAUAGAAAUUGUAUUGCUGAUGCCCUAACAGGUUAACCUGACUGUAGGACAACACAUAUAUUUUUCCUUAGUUCUGUUGAAGAGUCAUACGGACUCGAAACGUUAAC
Molecule: messenger RNA, 2977 nt
Organism: Carcharodon carcharias (great white shark)
Lineage: Eukaryota; Metazoa; Chordata; Chondrichthyes; Lamniformes; Lamnidae
Gene: nt5dc2
Product: 5'-nucleotidase domain containing 2
Exons: 14
Coding region: 86-1783 (565 amino acids)
Molecular function (GO): 5'-nucleotidase activity
Source: RefSeq, a predicted model, not a curated record